Molecule: messenger RNA, 1757 nt
Organism: Ochotona curzoniae (black-lipped pika)
Lineage: Eukaryota; Metazoa; Chordata; Mammalia; Lagomorpha; Ochotonidae
Gene: HSPB8
Product: heat shock protein family B (small) member 8
Exons: 3
Coding region: 368-958 (196 amino acids)
Biological process (GO): cellular response to unfolded protein
Cellular component (GO): cytoplasm; protein folding chaperone complex; nucleus
Molecular function (GO): protein homodimerization activity
Source: RefSeq, a predicted model, not a curated record
GCAUCUCCGGAGUUUAUAAAAGCUCCUGGCUCUGCUCUGGAGCUCGCUGGCUCUGGCUGUGUGCCUGGGUAGCCUGCAAGGACGGUGGUUCACUGAUCUCCGGUGAGAAGGCGCUGAGAGAGUCCUUGUGAGCUUCUGCUGGGUUCCCUUCUGGGGGCUGGGACACUCCCCGCCCCUCCCCCGCCGCCACCUGCUGCACACUGGGCCCCCUCCCCACCAGGGCCGUGGAUGGUUCUGCUCCUCCCUGACUGAAGAUCGGGGGUUUUCUGGACGCCCGGCUUGGCCCUAUCACCUUGCUGUGUGACCUUGGGCAGGUGGCCCCUUCUCUCUGAGCUUCCAUCUCCCUCCUCUGAGCUCAACAGCCACCAUGGCCGACGGGCAGAUGCCAUUCUCUUGCCACUACCCCAGCCGCCUGCGCCGGGACCCCUUCCGGGACUCGUCCCUCUCCUCCCGCCUCCUGGAUGAUGGCUUUGGCAUGGACCCCUUUGCUGAUGACUUGACCGCCUCGUGGCCGGACUGGGCUCUGCCCCGGCUCUCCUCGCCAUGGUCUGGGACCCUGAGGUCAGGCAUGGUGCCCCGGGGGCCCACUGCCACGGCCAGGUUCGGGGUACCUGCUGAGGGCAGGAGCCCCCCACCCUUCCCUGGGGAGCCCUGGAAAGUGUGCGUCAAUGUGCACAGCUUCAAGCCCGAGGAGCUGAUGGUGAAGACCAAGGAUGGCUACGUGGAGGUGUCCGGCAAGCAUGAAGAGAAGCAGCAUGAAGGUGGCAUCGUUUCCAAGAACUUCACCAAGAAAAUCCAGAUUCCUGCAGAGGUGGAUCCUUCAACAGUGUUUGCUUCCCUCUCCCCAGAGGGUCUGCUGAUCAUCGAAGCCCCCCAGGUCCCGCCCUACGCACCAUAUGGAGAGAGCAGUUUCAACAAUGAGCUGCCCCAAGACAGCCAGGAAGUCACCUGUACUUGAAGCACCCAGCUGGGUCCUACCCUCAAUCCCUCCCCAGCCCAGAGCGUCUCUACUUCCAUCUAGGCUAUGUUACUUUAGCUGAACUCAGUUUUCAAGGCACUAAAAUGUCAAGGGGUGGGGGUCGGGGGGAUGACCACAGACUCCCUGGAUAGUGUAGCAGUAGUUCUCAUGGCAACUGGGCGCAAUUGGCGAUUGGUUGCCUUAGGCCAAGUACUGGUUUUUCCUUGACUUUUCUUUUUCUACUUUGAUGACAAUGUUGCACCUGCUGUUGUUGCAAAACCCACCGCAGGGGCCUUCCUGGUUCACACCCUAUCUGUCCUCACUGCUAAGGUGAGGACUGCUUCGCUCUUUCUGGGGACCUGCCUAUCACCCAGAUUCCCACGCUGGCUUUCUGUUUCUGUGCCUGCCACGUGGUCUGGUUGAGGAAGCCCAAGGGCUUGGUCCACUUUGGAUGCUCCCAGCUCAUAAAAAGCCAUGGACAGACCUUCUGUCCUCACGUGGGGCUUACCCACCAGGGCGGUCUUGCCCUUUGCCCAGACGUUGAUAGCAUGUUGCUGAGGACCCCAAGGACACUGGGAGCCCCGCGGUUCUUUCUCUGGCUAAGGUCCCCCUCCCUUUCUCACGUCCCUUAGGUCCACAUUGGGAUUUUACCAUGGGGAUGUCUCUAGACAGCUCCACCAGGAACCAAGCCUGGCAGACAGGCUAGUGGUAUUGUGUGUCAUUACUGUUUGACUUGUGCUGUUGUGGAGGGGGAAAUGACAGUAAAUCAUGAAUCAUAAUAAAGGAGUUGAUGUUCUUA